CCUGGCCCACCUGCGCCCCCCGGCCCAGCAGCGCCCCCAGGCGCCCCUUGCGAAUCUGCCGCGGGCAGGAGAGCACAGGCGGCAAAGAGCCUGUCCCAACUCCCGUAUGGCAAGGCCCUCUAUAGCUAUGAGGGGAAGGAACCAGGGGACCUCAAGUUCAACAAGGGGGAUGUCAUCAUCCUGCGGCGCCGGGUGGAUGAGCACUGGUUCCACGGUGAGCUGCACGGCACACGCGGCUUCCUCCCAGCCAGCUAUGUCCAGUGCCUACGGCCCCUGCCGCAGGCCCCGCCCCAGGGCACAGCGCUGUAUGACUUUGAGAUGAAGGACCGUGACCAGGACCAAGACUGCCUGACUUUCACCAAGGAUGAAGUUCUGACCGUGAUCCGCCGUGUGGAUGACAACUGGGCAGAGGGCAUGCUGGGAGACCGGAUUGGGAUCUUUCCUCUGCUAUAUGUGCAGCUCAAUGACUCUGCCAAGCAGCUCAUCGAGAUGGACAAGCUGUGUCCCGCUGCCGCAGCAGCAUCCAGCUGUGCUGUUCCCUUGCCCUCCAAUCCCAGUGUGGUGGCCAGUGCAGGCUCUGGCCCUGCAGCAAGCAGCUCGGGGGCUGUCAGUGCCUUUCAACGGCGCAUGGACAGCAAGAAGAACGCCAAGAAACGCCAUUCCUUCACGGCGCUCAGCGUGACACACAAGUCUUCACAGGCAGCCACCCACAGGCACUCCAUGGAGAUCAGCGCCCCUGUGCUCAUCAGCUCCAGUGACCCCCGUGCUGCAGCCCGGAUUGGGGAGCUCACACACCUGCCCUGCUCUGUGCCUGCCCAGGACUCCUGCUCGGCUGGACCUGUCCCUGCAGCUGUUCCAAGAGCCUCUGCAGUGGCUGGAGAGCAGGGCACGUCUCCCAAAGUCCCGCUGCCCCUGAACGUGUACCUGGCCCUCUAUGCCUAUAAGCCCCAGAAGAGCGAUGAGCUAGAGCUGCGUAAAGGCGAGAUGUACCGGGUGCUGGAGAAGUGCCAGGAUGGCUGGUUCAAAGGAGCCUCCAUGCGGACUGGGCUCUCUGGGGUGUUCCCCGGGAACUACGUGACACCUGUCUCCAGGGCUCCUGGAGGAGCAGCUGGGCCACCCCGAAAUAGUGCGCUUGGAGGGUCUCCUCUGGCCAAAGGCAUGGCCACUACCAUGCACCCUGGCGGUGGCAGCCUGAGCAGGCCAGCCCUGCCCCUCACCACACCACAGGCCCAAGCCCCACACCCAGCUGGCUCCCCACCAACAGGGAGCUGUCCUCGCCACACAGCCCAGCCAGCCACCAACCAGACCCGGGGAACUCUCUCUGCAGCUGCGCACCCCUCUACUCAGACUCAGGAUCGACCAACCGCCACCGUGACACCUCUGCGCACUCAGAGCUCCCCGUCUCGCCUGCCUACCACCAGCCUCAGGCCCCGCUCUGUGGUGCCCCCGCAGCCUGGCCAGCAGUCCCCAGUUCAGACGAGUUCCCGGCCAGCCAUCCCCCUCACCUCCGCCACGUCGGCCGUCACACCUCCCACUGUCAGCACCACCAGCCUGAACGGGGAUGCCAGUGGGGGCUCCGGUGGGGGCCUGUCCACAUCCAGCCCUACCAGCACUGGGUGUAGACUGGAGGACAAGAGAGGUGAAAAGAAAGAGAAGAAGAGCGGGCUGCUGAAGCUGCUGGCUGGGGCAUCAACCAGGAGGAAGUCACGUUCCCCGCCAUCCUUCUCCCCGACCCACGACCCUCCGGUGGCCACAGACACUUCACUGCUGGGUGCCACGGGUCCUGAUGUGUCCUCCCUGUCUGUCCACGGCAGGGCAGGCUCCUGCCCCAUUGAGAGUGAGAUGCGGGGGGCCAUGGGGCUGGAGCCCCUGCACAGGAAGACAGGCUCCUUGGAUUUGAACUUCUGCUCCUCCCCUGCCCGGCAAGCAGCUCUCUCCAUGGCUGCCAUCCGCCCCGAGCCCAAGCCACUGCCCAGGGAGAGGUACCGCGUGGUGGUCUCCUACCCUCCCCAGAGCGAGGCGGAGAUUGAACUGAAGGAGGGCGAUGUGGUCUUCGUGCACCGCAAGCGCAAGGAUGGCUGGUACGAGGGGACCCUGCAGCGAAAUGGACGCACAGGGCUCUUUCCAGGCAGCUUUGUGGAGAGCUUCUGAGGCAGCCAGGCACCCGGCAGGCAUGGCUGGAGAGCAGGAGUGGGGUGUGCAUCGCACCUUCCCAGUGAUGCCCACGUCCUCCAAUGACCUGAAGGGAGAGGCUGUGGAGGACCUGGCAGCACCACCAUUACUGUGGUGGGUGCACUGGGAGCCGCAAGAGGCGGCAGGGCCAGCGGUGUGGGGCAGAGCUUCAGGAGAGUCCUUCUCAGCCACCCUGGCGUCACCUGUCUAUACCUCAGUCACCUGCCACCCGGCCACAGGGCGCUCAUGUCCAGCCAGCCACCCCAGGGCUGCUGCCCUUCCCAGCUGUAAGCAGCACCCUGCUUCACCGCUGUCCUCUGUGCUGCCUCUUUCUUAUGCUGUUUUCUAAAGUUCGGCAUUAGACUUUGUCUGUUUCUCGUGGGUCAGACAUCCUCUAUUUUCACACAUCUGGUGCUGCCUUUUGUAAAACUCAUAAUGACCUGGGCGAGCUUGCAAGAAGCAAUGUCCAAGGCGACACCUAAGGCAGGUUUUAUAUUCUCCAUCUGAGUCAUGAGCAUUUGGACACCUGUCUUCGACGUCAGAUGUGGCCAGUGCUCCACGAUGAGUGGCAGGUGGUCCGGGUGUAGAGGGGACAUAGAGCAGAAGUAGCUCCCUAAACCCUCAGAACCCACCUUUGUGUAGACGUCAACCAGUGCUAUUCAGGAACAAGGACCGAGUGUGAGGGCUCCUCUAACUGCCUUUCUGCUGCCAGUGGGGAUAACACAGGGCUGACCCAGCCCAGGGUGGCAGGAGCCACCUUUUAUUCCCCAGAGAGAAUGACUGUCAUUAGCCUUCUCAAAACGUGGAUUCUUGCCAUCAAAAUGUGCAGUUUUCACCACAGUUCAGAUCACCGCCUUGCAAAGAUUUUUUUUCUCCUUUUUAAAAAAUAAAUUACUGCUCCCUUAUCAACCGUGCCCAGCUUGCUAUGUUGACUGUGAGGACCAGGUUUGAGGCAUUGCUGCAGACUUACAGGGCAGGUUGUGGGGGCACCCAGAAGGUGGGUGGAAGCCACCUGAGAGAGACCACCGUUUCCAAUGCUCCUGUGGCUGCCUGGCUGCUACACUGGGGAAUUGCCCCAAGAAGCACUUUGCCCCCUCAAUGACACCACACCUAAAGGAAGUGAGAAAUGUGUUCUUAAUCUAAAAGGGGAACAUCUGGUUUAAACAGGGAUCCCUUGGUGCUGGAUUAGCAACCACCAGGGGAAUCUCAGCACCACCAUUGCCCAGUCAGUUCCCACCAUCCACAAGAAGCCCUGUGUCUGUCACCAAAAAGCACCUGGGUCAACACCCUGGGCAAGACUCAAGUUCUCCUGUGGAACCAGAACAAACC
Molecule: messenger RNA, 3501 nt
Organism: Fukomys damarensis (Damara mole-rat)
Lineage: Eukaryota; Metazoa; Chordata; Mammalia; Rodentia; Bathyergidae
Gene: Sh3rf3
Product: SH3 domain containing ring finger 3
Exons: 10
Molecular function (GO): protein binding
Source: RefSeq, a predicted model, not a curated record